AUGGCUGGAUUCGGGCAGUCACCAGACUAUAGUGAUGCGGGUAACCGCAUCAGCGGCUUCACUAUUCAUGUCCAGAUACCACUCAAUGCGAGGCCAACGUAUUCGUUUGCGCUUGAAUGGGAAAAGAGAAGGCAUCGAAGCAGGUCACGUAAUAAAAGUCAGACCGUAGUAUGCGAACCUGAUUCUCGUCUCAAGAACAAUCUGAAAUUUAUUCUGCGGAAAAUUAUGCAUUGGUGGUAUAUUGCAUUAGGCACCAAUGAGGUGAAGGAGAGGACGAUGGCGAGAGUGUUGGAAUUACCAACAGCAAAAGAGCGUUCACGUGAGCGUGUGGAAAAAGUUGACGCUGUAGCGCAAACCACCAAUGCGGAACCGGCCUACGAUAACCUCAAGGACUAUGAAGAGUGGAUGGACAGUGGUAUGCAAGACAGAACCGGGGGUACGAAAAAUGGUGUUGGAGAUGCCGAGCGAUUCAUCAGGCUCAAAUUACUACUGCGUCAGGACCACCAUGGUAGUGUGAUUGUUGAAAAUGCCUUAUAUGGCCAAAUUCCUGAAAGAUUUACACUUAUUGAAGCGCUCAGAUCCGUUCUUGCCAACGCAGAGCUGCCACCAUUCAGGAGCAACUAUGCCCGUCUAUAUAUGCUUCCCGAAGACGAUAGCAAACCAGCGCAAGAGUUACGCUAUGACACGGAUCGCCUGAGACCACUCAAACAUUUCUGUCGCCACGGAUAUAAGUGUACUCUUAUACUCGAUACCUCCAAUACAUAUAAAAGGUCACCUUAG
Messenger RNA from Gongylonema pulchrum, 780 nucleotides. NCBI's taxonomy places the organism in Eukaryota, Metazoa, Nematoda, Chromadorea, Rhabditida, Gongylonematidae. The record is from the annotation of a GenBank genome assembly.